GUUUCCUCUGUAGAAAUAGUUUUCCUGGUGGAAAAGAAAAGAAUAAUUAAUACAAAAACUGAAUAUUUUUUUCCAUCCCAGAUUAGUGUGCUACGGUUGCCUCAGGGAAAAUAAAUGAAACAGUGCUGUAAGCAAGGCGUUUCCAUAUGCAGAGUAAAUGUUGUGGUCUUAAAGUACAUGAUGUAAAUAUCAUGGGCGGUAGGAUGCUGUGGACGUUGCCCGGUCAGGUGCACAUAACGAGUCUCAUGAGGCAAAACCAUGGAGACGGAAUUCUUCUGAGAUUUCCUCCUAGUGGCAGAAGCCCUAGUAUUUCCCUCUAAUAAAAACAGCUUGGCCUUUCGCACUAAACUCAUCUGUAAUUCACAGAUGGUAUGUAUCAAAUAUCCAUUUACGCUGCAUCGUAAUGUAUUGUUCCUCUCAAUGUCUUUCAUUCUCUUCCAGUCCAUGGCACGCUCCAGAUGCAAUGGAAAGAUCCUAUGUCUGUGUCUCUUGCCUUGUGUGAUGGUAAGUCACCUGUUGGUGUACAUCAUGGUGUCCAUAUUUGUAGCCGUCUCCUACUCCCCUCCUCUACCACAGCUGCCCCUCCAUUUCAUUGCCACUGGAGCCUCCGCAAACUCUGGAGCUCUUGCAUCCCAUCCAGUUCGGCCCUUCUGGAAUCUCCGAUUAGAGGACGGGGCACUGUGGAACCGCCUCCAGCACAUUUGGGAUAGAGAGCACAACCCUAUAUUGAAAGGUAAUGGCACGAGGUCCAAAGGUCCAAGCCUUGAUCUGCAAGAGAUUGGAAAAACUGGUGUCUGUGAGCAAGACCCGACUUGGGCAUCUCACCUGCCUGACUUUAACACCCUUCCUGAUCAAAUGAAGGAUUUUGUCCUGUCCAUGCACUGCAGGCAUUACGCUAUCCUCGUGGACCAACCCAACCUGUGUGGCGGGCAGGACUCUAAAACGCCGUCCCUACUAAUGGCAAUCAAAUCCCAAGUCGGGAACUUUGAGAACCGGCAGGCCAUCCGAGAAACGUGGGGAAGAAGCGGUUGGAUCCAAGGAGAUGGUGGAGGAAGAAGCUGGUUUGUACGCACCGUCUUCUUGCUUGCAAGGCAGGACACUGAGACAGGGCCUCAUCCAGACCUCAGUGCCUUACUGAAGCUGGAGAGUAGCACCCAUAAGGAUAUCCUCCUGUGGGACUUCAAAGACACUUUCUUCAACCUCACCCUGAAGGAUGUCCUUUUCUGGGACUGGCUUUCAAAACACUGUUCUCACGUCCACUUCAUUUUCAAGGGAGAUGAUGAUGUGUUUGUUAGAACUAAGGCUUUGCUGGACUACUUAAACCGUGUUGGAGUAGAACAGACAAAUGGGAAUAAAACAAAAGAACGGGAUGAUUUUGUUGUGGGGGAUGUUAUUGCCAAUGCCUGGCCCAAUCGGCAACCCGAUACGAAAUAUUACAUUCCCGAAAGCUUCUAUAAAGGAACGUAUCCGGCCUACGCCGGAGGUGGAGGAGUGGUUUACACUGGUCCUUUGGCCUUGCGUCUGCAGGAGGUCUCGCGUUGGGUCAGCUUGUUUCCUAUCGACGAUGUUUACCUAGGAAUGUGCCUUCACAGGCUUGGGGUGUCCCCUACUCAUCAUUCAGGUUUUCUUACUUUCGACCUUCCGGGGGAACUGCGGGAGAAGCCGUGUGCUUAUCAUAAUGUUCUCCUGGUGCAUAAACGCACCCCGAAAGAAAUGUUAACCCUGUGGAAAGAGCUACAGGUUCCUCCUCAGGAGUGCUAGUGUACACUUGUUCAUGAAUUUAAAUUAGGGAAAAUGAUGUCGCGAGGACCUGGACUUCAAAGUUAUUUUCAUUUUUUUACCACAAGGUAUUUUCAUGCUGAGCAUGUUAAUUUGCAUAAAAGGCCCUAAUUUUUCUGUGAUGUUGGGCUGUGCUCAGGGCUAUGUGUGCAGUGGUUAUUUUAAGGAGAUUGAAUUGGCAUUAGACAAGCUAAAAAUAGCAUACAACAUGGUUGACUUCAUAAGACGGGGGUCUUGGUUAUAGUGGCUCUUGUUCUAUGCGAAUAAGCAUGUGAAAGAAUAUCUAAUGGACACUUGUAGAGUCUCAUGUUGUUGUUGUUGUUAUUAUUAUUAUUUUAAAGGAUUUAAACAUUUGUGGCCCAAAUACAAAGAGUGAAUCAAUAAAUUGUCAACUUAAUUCAGCUUUGUAUUAAAGAAUUAGUUCUCUCCAGAAUUAAAAUGUCCUGAUAAUUUACUCACACCCAUGUCAUCCAGGAUGUUCAUGUCUUUCUUUCUUCAGUCGAAAAUAGAUUAAGGUUUUUGAAGAAAACAUUACAGGAUUUUUCACCAUAUAGUGGACAUCAUGGGGAUCAACAGGUUGAAGGUCCAAUUUGUAGUUUCAAUGUAGCUUCAAAGGGAUCUACACAAUC
Molecule: messenger RNA, 2408 nt
Organism: Labeo rohita (rohu)
Lineage: Eukaryota; Metazoa; Chordata; Actinopteri; Cypriniformes; Cyprinidae
Product: N-acetyllactosaminide beta-1,3-N-acetylglucosaminyltransferase 2
Exons: 1
Coding region: 367-1761 (464 amino acids)
Cellular component (GO): membrane
Molecular function (GO): hexosyltransferase activity
Source: RefSeq, a predicted model, not a curated record